AGUAGCGGCUGCGGCACAGAUUCACGCAGCAACCGUACUUAAAAAUAGGAAUAAAGAGUUUACGCGCAUGAGGAAUCACGUGCUGCACCUGUAGGAUGACUUUUAGUAACACAUUUGCGUAGCACAUGGAAUCUUAUAGAAAUCGUACGGGUGCGUAAAGCCGUGCCAUGCAGGGAAACAGCAGCGCGUUGGCACCGGGUUUAGCGGCGUGCGGACCGGCACUGGACGAGGGCGAUGCGCUGUCGAACCGGACCGCUCUCCACAACCUGUCUCUCCGCUGCUGGCUGCAGCUACUCUCCAAAGAGUCCGCGCCGGAGCUCUACGGCGACAGCUCGAGCAUGGCCAUGCGCGUCGUGAUCGCGCUCGUCUACCUGAUCGUGUGCGCUCUGGGGCUCGUCGGGAACCUGUUGGCGCUUUACCUGCUCCAGUCGCGCCACAGACUCAAGCAGUCGUCCAUCAACUGCUUCGUCAUGAGUCUAGCCGUGACGGACCUGCAGUUCGUCCUGACUCUUCCGUUCUGGGCCGUGGACACCGCUUUGGACUUCAGAUGGCCGUUUGGAAAGGUGAUGUGCAAGAUCAUCAGCUCAGUCACCACUAUGAACAUGUACGCGAGCGUGUUCUUCUUGACGGCCAUGAGCGUUGCGCGCUACUGCUCCUUGUCCUCAUCCUUGCGGAUGCAAAGUCCCAAAACGGCCUCGGCCGAGGUCAAGUGGGCCAGCUUGGGAAUCUGGAUAGUGUCCGUGGUUGCCACCAUCCCUCACGCGGUUUACUCCACCACGGCGCAGGUGUCCGACGACGAGCUGUGCCUCGUGCGCUUCUCGGAUUCCGGUAGCUGGGACCCGCAGCUGCUUUUGGGUCUCUAUCAAACCCAGAAGGUCCUCCUGGGCUUCGUGAUUCCGCUGGUCAUCAUCUGCGUUUGUUACCUCCUGCUGCUGCGCUUCGUUCUGCGGCGGCGCGUCAGUGGAAUUCCCGGCUCGGACAGCGAGAGAGGGCGGCACAAGCGCCGUUCCAAAGUCACCAGAUCGGUCACCAUCGUAGUUCUGUCGUUCUUUCUGUGCUGGCUGCCCAACCAGGCGCUGACCCUUUGGGGAGUGCUCAUCAAAUUCGACCUGGUGCCGUUCAGCAACGCGUUUUACAACGCGCAGGCCUACGCGUUCCCCAUCACCGUGUGCCUGGCGCACACCAACAGCUGCCUGAACCCGGUGCUGUACUGUCUGAUCCGCCAGGAGUACCGCACCGGCCUCAAGAAACUGCUGUUUAGAGCCACUCCGUCCAUCCGGAACCUGGCCAAGCUGGUGUACCGGGGAAAGAAGGUGGCGGAGGCUCCGCCUGCGGUGUCCGUGGUGCAGAUGGAGAUCGGGGUGUGAUGUUAUCAACGAGGAAAAAGCCACUGAGACUCGCUUGAACUUUUGAAUGCAUCUUUGUAUACCUCUGCAACGUGGAUUUGCAAUUAUCAGACAUUGCUGACUUGAAAUAGAAUAUCAAAAACUUCAAGGCAUGUUUUUUUUCUUUUAGUUUAAGGAAAUGUUUCUGAAUGUAUGUUUGUUUGGGUUAAUUUAAGCAGAUGAAGCAGUGAAGCAAAAACAAAUCAUUUUUAAAAAUUCUUUGUGAAAUUUAGUACCAUUGGAAAUGGUUUCUACAGAUUUUUUAUUUAUUUAUUUUUUAUUCCAGUAGGCCUACUAAUUCAUUGUGUUUAAGGACAUUUCUUAAUAAGCAUAAGGAUAAAACAAAAUGAGUAAAAAUUAACUAAAAAUUAAAUGCAUAUAUGUAUUUACAUUUAUUUUUUAUUUAAACUUUCCUAGAUUUUUCUUUUUCUUUUUUUCUUUCCUUUUUUCCCAAUACAAGUUUAAGGAAAUAUUUCUAAAACACAUAAGGGUGAAACAACAAAAUGACUAACAAUUAAUGACAAUAAAUGUAAUUAAUUUAUUUAUUUAAAUGUAUUUUUAUUGAAUGGGUGAAUUGAAGAUAUUGAUGUAAAAGCAUCAACAAGUGUUCAGAAUACAUGUUCGUCCUUCAUUACAUAAUAACACACACACUAUUUGUGCUAUUUCACAUAGUUUUGAUGACUUCUAUGGACUCUUUUCACAGACUGUGAUGGCACAUUUCCACAGUUGUUAUCAUUGUAAAUCAAGUUUAUUUUCUUAUUUUAAAAUAAUUAAUGUACAUUUAUAACACUGUACUUUGUGUCACAUCACCUUUGAGCUAUUUACGAUGACUCCCUUUUCUGAGAGCACAGAAAAUGAAGGGUUCGUUAUUGUAAAAUGUUGAUAACAGUUGUUAUAAGAAAUGAGAAGGUGUGUCCAAACUCCUGACUGCUAAUGUGAUAUGAGAUCAUGAUAGCUGAUUCUACUGCAUGGAAACAUUUGUUGUUCAGACCAUCCCAAACGGCCAACGUCUUCAUGGAUAUGCAGUGUUUCCAAAAGCUGAGCUUCAGAACUGUAACUCGCUCACUGUGACCGAGUUUAUUCUCUCAUGCUGGGAAAAAUAUCAAAUGAACUUUGCCGACCUUCAGAGGAAAAAGCCAUGAGGAGAGAAAGCAUUUUCUAAACUGUCCUUGAACCCUUUGUAUAGUUCAGUCCAUUUAUCAUCUCUGAACAAAUGCUGCUGAAUGCAGACUAAACACAAUCAUCCACACGAUAACUCUUUUUGAUGGAGUUUCAUAACAAUGUGUCAUUUUCAAGUGUUUCUCUCACAAAUGAAUCCACUUCUGACACAUCAUCUGAGUCAAGUGCAAUGGUUCACUUUGCUGAAUUGUACAGUAUAUGGCUCAGUGUAAAUAAAAACGU
This is a messenger RNA of Onychostoma macrolepis, 2786 nucleotides long. RefSeq names its product relaxin family peptide receptor 3.2a (gene rxfp3.2a). The transcript has a single exon. Gene Ontology annotation, biological process: G protein-coupled receptor signaling pathway; immune response. The coding region runs from base 168 to 1367 and encodes 399 amino acids. Lineage: Eukaryota; Metazoa; Chordata; Actinopteri; Cypriniformes; Cyprinidae. Gene Ontology annotation, cellular component: membrane. Gene Ontology annotation, molecular function: G protein-coupled receptor activity. The record is from RefSeq and is a predicted model, not a curated record.